AUGUUCGUCAUUGAAGCAGGAACGAUGGCAAUGCCGAGCUUAACGUCUCAGCAGAGCCAUGCUUUCGUUCUGCUUCUACUAAUACUUGGCAUGCUGUAUCAGAAUCUGGCUUCAAUAACGAAGGUAAUCCCGCCAAUAGCGGAAACAAUUCUUUUAGUGGACGAAGAGCACAUUGCGAAGGAAGUUCCUCAGACGACCAUUGUGAAGGAGAUUCAGCCGAGAACAGUAACGGAGGUAAUCCCGCCAGUGGAUAAAGUUCUUUUAGUCAAUGAAGAGAAAAUCAUGAAGGAGAUUGAGCCGACGGCAUCGUUUGAAAUAUUGUGCACUGCCCAGCGAACCAUGAUGAAGUGGGGCUCCUUCAAGAUUCGAUGCCGUGAAUUCAAAAUAAUUGCAGAGCACUGUGCCCAUGUAAUGGUGUCGAUCCAUCCACACAAGCAAAUCCUUCAAGCACAAACUAUAUCGUUGAGUGAUGAAGCAAAGAGAAAGAGUUUGCUGAAAAACUACAGUGCAACUGUAUCGCUGAAGAAAGCAUUGGAACCUUUACCAAGACUGGGACGAAUCUUUGUGGACGUAGUCGACGACUAUAUUCUCAAGUCUGCUGAUCUGCAAGCAGGAAAUGAAGUCUUUGUACAAAGUAGAUACCACGGGCUCGAUAAGUUCAAUUACACGAAAUACCAUGUUGUCGAGCAUUGGUACAAUAGCUUUCCACAGGAUAUGCUGUAUGGAACACAUCAUCCUCAAUUUGCGAUUCCCCCGAUAGAGAACGUUUCGACGCUACAGGUGGCAACCAUAUGGAACAAUCAAGGUUAUCCAUGUCCUAUAAUGUCAUCCAAACACUCGGACGUUGUUUACUCUUGUAUUGACAAGCCCUUUGGAGUUGAAGUUUGGUAUAAAGACUUUUUCAAGAGAGCGAAUACUUCAGAACAUGAACGACUCGAAAAGCUGGCGAAAGAUCCUAAUCAAGGGCCAGGACGAAUAUACUAUGAGUUGUUUUGGAAAUUUCAUAUGCUCGUGGUACCGGCAAAGAUUUCGAGGCGUGAAAAGCUGAGAUAUGGCAAUGUGCAAAGAGCAAUCAGUCAAAUGAGGAGUGGUGUUCCAGUACUAUUGGAGAUUAACGGUGAAAUCUUUCAAGACUUUCUCAUUGCCCACAACUACACAUGCGUGUACGUCGUGGAUGAUGCGAUUUUGCCCCUCAAGAUGACCCGUCAACUAUGGUCAUUCGAUGAAGCACUUCAGGCAAUGAAAAGUUCAGAGAUGAGGCAAAAGUGCCAAAACGAGGGCCUCGAAAUUGUAAAGCAUUAUUCUCCAAGUACAAUUGUGAAGAAAGAGUUGCGUCUUCUUGGUUAUCAAGAUGAAUUUGACUGCGACAAGCGGAGGACGGUAUGA
Molecule: messenger RNA, 1386 nt
Organism: Cylindrotheca closterium
Lineage: Eukaryota; Bacillariophyta; Bacillariophyceae; Bacillariales; Bacillariaceae
Source: the annotation of a GenBank genome assembly